Penicillium daleae is the source of this 1815-nucleotide messenger RNA. RefSeq lists its product as uncharacterized. Gene Ontology annotation, cellular component: kinesin complex. NCBI's taxonomy places the organism in Eukaryota, Fungi, Ascomycota, Eurotiomycetes, Eurotiales, Aspergillaceae. Gene Ontology annotation, molecular function: protein binding. The transcript has 5 exons. The annotation marks the transcript as partial. The record is from RefSeq and is a predicted model, not a curated record.
CGACCAGAACCCCACCCAGAGCCUAUUUCGACGGUUCCGUUCCCGCGCGACCCAGAAUUUGUUAAUCGCGAUGCACUCCUUGACCAAAUUCACCAGAAAGCCACGAUCGCGGGGUCCAGAAUAGUUCUCGUCGGCCUCGGUGGCGUUGGGUCAGGGAAAACACAACUUGCCGCUGAAUACUACCACCGAGUUUUCUGGAUCCAUACGAGCAACGCUGCCCGCUACGAGAAAAGCCUCGGAGAUCUUGCGGAUCGAGUCAAGAUUCCUGGGCGUAAGGACCGCAACGCGAAUAUAUUCCAACUCAUUCUUGUCCUGGAUAACGUUGACGAUAACGAGCUCCUUCGAAAAUCUAUUAUGAUCAAUAGGGAGAGCCAAGCAAAAGGCCUAAGUAGUGCAUCGACGCAGCCACCGCUGAGAUACUUGCUCGAAAGCUCAUAUAGCACUAUAUUAGUCACAAGUCGGAAUGCAGCGGUGGCUCUGGACAUCGCCGAUUGCAAGAAUCACGUCAAAGUGCAACCAAUAGACAAGGCUGAAGCGCUAGAGCUCCUACAGAAGAAGCUGAACAUGCGUACGGAGUGUGAGAACAUGAUGCAGCUAGUGGAGGCACUUGAAUUUAUGCCACUUGCGAUUGUACAAGCCGCUGCCUAUAUCACGCAUCGUUCACCCCGCUUCUCGGUAUCACAGUACCUAGAAAAAGUCCGAAAGAGUGAUCAGGAGGCGGUAAGGUUGCUCGAUUACGAGGCAGGCCUUCUUUACCGAGACUGGGAGGCUAAGAACUCCAUUCUACUCGCAUGGCAAAUAUCCUUUGACUAUAUUCAAUGUGUAAGACCGUCAGCGACAGGCCUACUUAGUCUCAUGUCCUUUUUCGAUCGACAGGGAAUUCCAGAGAGCAUUCUCCGACUCUGGCGAGGCCAGGAAAACAAUAGCAAUAUAUAUCCAGAGAGGACCCAGGACAGCUCUUAUGAAGAGGAGGGAGACUGUACGUCUGACUCUGACUCAGAUCAGCACUUUGAAGAUAAUAUAACAACACUUUGCAACUUUUCAUUGAUUUCAAUCGGAGAACACAACACGGGCCGGUGGGAGGAAGCCGAGCAGCUGUUUAUGCAGGUGAUGGAUACUCGCAAGAUGAAGUUCGGCGAGGACCAUGCUGAGACACUAGUCAGCAUGGCCAACCUGGCGGCGAUAUAUAGGAACCAAGGUCGAUGGGAGGAGGCCGAGAAGCUAGGGUGGCAGGUGAUGGAGACUCGCGGCACGAAGCUCGGCGACGAUCAUCCUGACACUCUAGUGAGCAUGAAUAACCUGGCGGUGAUUUAUAAGGACCAGCGCCGGUGGGAGGAGGCUGAGCAGCUCUUUGUGCAGGUCAUGAAGAUUCGCAAGACGAAACUUGGCGACGAUCAUCCCGACACUCUAGUGAGCAUGAAUAACCUGGCGGUGACUUAUAAGGACCGGCACCGGUGGGAGGAAGCCGAGCAGCUCUUUGUGCAGGUCAUGAACGCGUUCAUGACUAAACUCGGCAAGGAUCAUCCCUUUACGCUGACGAGCAUGGCCAACCUGGCGUCGACGUAUAGGAACCAAGGUCGAUGGGAGGAGGCUGAGAAGCUAGAGGUGCAGGUGAUGGAGACUCGCAAGACGAAGCUCGGCAAGGAUCAUCCCGACACGCUGACGAGCAUGGCUAAUCUUGCUUUUACCUGGAAAUCUUCCGGCAAAACUUCAGAUGCUAUUAAUGUGCUAAGAGAUUGCUUAGCUAAGCAGAAACACACCAUCGGGCCUAAUCAUCCUUAUACUAUGUCAAAUGCCGAAACCUUGCUGAGAUAG